Molecule: messenger RNA, 3774 nt
Organism: Ictidomys tridecemlineatus (thirteen-lined ground squirrel)
Lineage: Eukaryota; Metazoa; Chordata; Mammalia; Rodentia; Sciuridae
Source: RefSeq, a predicted model, not a curated record
AUGGGUAAGAUCUCUGGAGCAGAGACAACCUAUGACAGGCCUGAGGAUGGUUCAGUUUUAGGGGUCAAAGAAACUGCAAGGUUGGCAGAGUGGCUGCUGGCGGAGAGCGUGAGCUACCCCGGUGGUGGUGGACAUACGUGUCCUGAAGCCACAGACCACAUCCCCAAGGGAUGCCUUGGAGGACUCGGGAAACUGGGGGACGGAAGCGCCCUCAACUCAGGUGUAUUCAGUGACUCUGCUGCCAACCCAUCAGGUUCUGCCAGCUACUCACUCAGGGUAACAUUUGAAGUGGAGGGGACCCCAGUGAACUUUGAAGUGGAUACAAGAGCAGUAUACUCAGCCCUUAAAACCCCACUGGGCCCCCUAUCAAAUAAAAGGUUCUUAGUUCAAGGGGCUAAUGGCAGUAGAUAUUGGGCUUGGACAACAAAGAGGACUAUGGACCUAGGAAAGGGAAGAGUCCAUCACUCUUUCCUAGUAAUCCCAGAAUGUCCGGUCCCAUUAAUGGGCAGGGAUCUGCUCACCAAACUCCAGGCUAAAAUAACCUUUAACCCUGAUGGUCCCCAAGUGGAGUUCCUAAAUCCUUCAGUAAAUACUCCCAUAGUCACGGCUUUGACUAUGUCAGUAGAAGAUGAACAUCAACUCUUCACGCCCCCUGGGAUUGAUCCAACAGGCAAACUACCCCAGAAAUGGAUAAAAGAUUAUCCUGAUGCCUGGGCAGAAACUGCUGGGUUAGGUCUAGCCAUAAAACAACCUCCAAUAGUAGUAGAAUUAAAACCCUCUGCCUCUCCAAUCAGUGUUAAACAAUAUCCUCUAAACAAAGAAGCAAGGGAUGGAAUAAGGCCCCAUAUCCAGAAAUACCUGGCUCUUGGGGUCCUAAGGCCCUGUCAAUCAGCCUGGAAUACCCACCUCCUACCAGUAAGAAAGCCAGGAACUGGGGACUACCAUCCUGUUCAAGACCUAAGAGAGAUCAACAACAGAGUGCAGGAAAUUCACCCCAUGAUACCAAAUCCAUAUAAUUUGUUUAGCACUCUGAAUCUGGAGCGGAGAUGGUACACUGUGCUGGACUUAAAAGAUGCUUACUUCUGCUUUCCCCUACAUAAGGACAGUCAAUUGUUGUUUGCUUUAGAGUGGAUAGACCCAGAAACAGGAACAUCUGGCCAACUAACCUGGACUAGACUCCCACGGGGGUUCAAAAACCCUCCCACUCUCUUUGAUGAAGCCCUCCACAGGGACCUCAACAACUUCAGAACUGCGCACCCCGAAGUCACCUUACUCCAAUAUGUGGAUGAUCUGCUGCUGGCAGCCGACACCAAGGAGAACUGUGAGUCUGGGACCCAAGCACUAUUAUCCGAGCUUGCUCAGCUUGGAUAUAGGGCUUCUGCCAAAAAGGCCCAAAUUUGCCAGCAAGAAGUAAUCUUCCUGAGUUAUUCCCUUAGGGGUGGCAAACGAUGGCUCACUGAGCCCAGAAAAUGAAUCGUUGUGCAGAUACUGCCCCCAUCUAAUAAGAGACAACUCAGAGAGUUUCUUGGGACUGCCGGCUUUUGCAGGUUAUGGAUUCCUGGGUUUGCGUCUCUGGCUGCCCCUUUAUACCUGCUGAUAAAGGGGGAUGCCCAGUUCCAAAGGACCCCUGAGCACCAACAAACUUUUGAUAAUAUCAAAAAGGCGCUGCUAUCUGCUCUGGCCUUAGCACUCCCAGAUGUAGAAAAACCCUUCACUCUCUACAUUGAGGAAAAGAAAGGAAUAGCACGGGGGGUGGGGGGGGUGCUCACUCACACUUUGGGACCUUGGAAAAGGCCAGUAGCAUACCCAUCAAAAAGACUGGACCCAGUGGCUAGCGGGUGGCCCCAUUGCCUAAGGGCCAUAGCAGCGGCAGCCCUUCUAAUAAAAGAUGCUGAAUUAACGUUGGGACAGAAGUUAACCAUUAUAGCCCCCCAUGCCCUGGAGAGCAUCAUCUGUCAGCCUCCAGACAGGUGGCUAUCAAACUCCAGAAUAACCCACUACCAGAGCCUCUUGCUUGACAAAGACAGAAUAAUGCUGGGAACCCCUGCUCCACUCAACCCAGCUACAUUGCUGCCAGAAGAAUCAUCAGUUCUCGUCGCUCAUGAUUGUCAACACAUACUGGCAGAGGAGACCAGUGUACGAUGAGACUUACAGGAUCAGCCACUGCCUCGCCCUGAGGUCGUAUGGUUUAUGGACAGGAGCAGCUUUCUCCAAGACAGUAAGCGGCAGGCUGGAGCAGCAGUAGUUAGCAAAACUAAUGUCAUCUGGUCCUCUGGUCUCCCAGAAGGGACAUCAGCUCAAAAAGCAGAACUAAUUGCCCUUACGAAAGCACUGGAACUAGCAACAGGCAAAAGGGCCACCAUAUACACUGAUAGCCGCUAUGCAUUUGCCACUCCUCAUGUGCACAGGGCUAUUUACCAGCAAAGGGCUAUUAAGAACAAAGAUGAGAUCCUCCACCUUCUCUCGGUAGUAAGAGGCCCUAAAGAACUAGCUAUAGUGCACUGUCCAGGGCACCAGAAGGGGAACGACCCCGUGACAGUUGGAAACAGACGGGCAGAUGAGGAAGCUAAGUUGGCAGCCCUAAACGGAGUGACCCUGUUAACUGAACAUUCAGGCAACUUAUCUUCUGGGGACACAGAUACAGAACUCUGGGACCCUUCAGAGCCAAGUUUACAAUUUCAAAAAGCCCAACUUUAUGUCAAAGAGGUACACCAGCUCACCCAUUUAGGCUCAAAGAAAUUACAGGCACUCUUAAAGGACCAAAGAAAGGACUUAUUGUUGACUGUCUCACAGAGGAAAGAAAUAGCUGAGCAGGUAACUAGAGCUUGUCAAGUCUGCCAAUUAGUUAAUGCUUAUCCAUCCAAGCUUCCUGCAGGAAAGCACUCACGAGGAACCAGACCCGGACAAUUCUGGGAAGUGGUUACUGAAAUUAAGCCAGCAAGGUAUGGACUUAAGUAUCUCCUAGCCUUUGUAGAUACUUUUUCAGGAUGGGUCGAAGCCUUCCCCAAAGAAACAGCCCAGACCGUGGUCAAAAAGAUCUUAGAGGACAUUUUCCCAAGGUUCGGCCAGCCUAAGGUAAUAGGGUCCGAUAAUGGACCAGCGUUCAUGGCCCAGGGAUUGGCCAGGACCUUGGGGACUGAUUGGAAGUUACAUUGUGCUUAUAGACCCCAGAGCUCAAGACAGGUAGAAAGGAUGAAUAGAACCAUCAAAGAGACCUUAACGAAAUUAAGCUUGGAGACCAACAUAAAAGAUUGGACUAUGCUCCUACCUUAUGCACUGUUUUGUGCAAGAAAUACCCCCUCCACCUCUUUAUGUAACAUCACCCCUUAUGAGAUUCUCUAUGGUUCCCCUCCUCCAGUAAGGGACCUAACCCCAACUCUGAGACUUAAUGAUUCCUUUCACACCCCAUUGUUUAACAGACUUAAAGCCCUUGAACAAACCCAGCGGUACCUGUGGAAACAGUUGGCCACUGCCUAUCAUCCCAGAGACAAGGGAACCCCACAUCGAUAUCAAGUGGGAGACUUUGUCUACGUGAGACGGCAUCAGGUGUCAUCCCUGGAACCCCGCUGGAAAGGACCAUACCAGGUGCUGCUUACAACACCUACUGCAGUGAAAGUGGAUGGGAUUGCUCCCUGGAUCCAUGCCUCCCAUCUCAAGCCUGCGCCCUGUCCAGACUCUGGCUGGAAACUGGAACAGACUGGUAACCCUCUCAAGUUGCAUGUCCAUCAUGUGGAUAGGGCUAUGGAUUCUUCCCCUAACCACCAGCAGUCCUAA